AUGCUACAGAGCCGCAUACUGGGGCGAGCAGCUACCAGCCGCUGUCGCGUGCCUCGCCUCCCGUCCUCAACCACCAGUGGCGGACAAUGGCUCGCGCGACGCAGCGCCCAUACCGGCGGGCCCUUCCAGCCGAUGCGGCCUCCAUCACCGCAGGAGCUCGGCCGUCCGCAAGCCGCCAAGCAGUACAAGCGUGGCCGCAAGUGGACGAGGCGCUUCCUUUGGACAGCAGCGGUGCUGGGCGGCGUCUACGCCAUCGACAACCAGGUGUAUGCGGCCGGCUUGACGCGCACGGCGCGCACCUUUGGCACCACGCUGCUCGUCGCGCUCGACUACAACAUCAAUUUCCGGGCGGAGCCUUGGUUCGGCGGCUCCGUGGCGGACCUGCACCACCGCAGCGCGGAGCGCAUGGCCACGCUGCUGCGCGAGAACGGCGGGCUGUACCUCAAAAUGGGCCAGGCUAUUGCCAUGCAGAGCGCCAUGCUGCCACCGGCGUUUCAGAAAAUGUUUGCCCGCAUGUUUGACGACGCUCCUCAGGACGACUGGCAUGACGUCGAGGCUGUCAUUCGUGCGGAUUUUGGCAAGAGCGUCGAGGAGGUCUUUGGGGUCAGCUUCACGGGGAAACCCGGGUACGGUGUCAUGGAGAAAAAGGCGCGCGCCAGCGCGAGUGUGGCGCAGGUGCACUGGGCGAGGUUGCCAGAUGGACGAGAAGUGGCGAUCAAGGUCCAGAAGCGGGAUAUUGCCAAGCAGAUUUCAUGGGAUCUAUGGGCAUUCAAGAGUGUGGCCUGGAUCUACUCGAAAUGGUUCGACAUUCCCUUCUACAGCCUGAUUCCGUACGUGGCCGAACGUCUCGAACUGGAGACCGAUUUCGUCAACGAAGCCGAAAAUUCGGAAACGAUGCGCAAUCUCAUUUACAACGAAAAGAGCAUGCGCGGCCGUGUCUACAUACCCAUCACGUACCCGGAGCUUACCUCGCGCCGCGUCAUGACGGCCGAGUGGAUCGAGGGCGUACAGCUCUGGGACAAGAAGGCGAUGACGGGCCGGUGGAUGGGCGGCCGAGGAAAGGGCACGCCUGGAGCGCGCGCGCCACUGCCCGACGUCGACAUGGACGCCAUCCGGCGCGAGGUACGGACGCAGCCGAACCAGGACCGGCUCAAGCCGGAGCGGCAGGAAUGGAAGGGCCCGCGGGGCCAAGGCGGCCUGGGACUGUCGACCAAGGAGGUCAUGGCGACGGUGACUGACCUGUUUGCGGCGCAAAUAUUCCAAUGGGGCGUGGUACACUGCGACCCGCACCCUGGCAACGUCUUUGUUCGGCGGCUGCCGAGCGGGCGGGCCGAGGUGGUGCUCAUCGACCACGGUCUGUACGUGUACAUGUCGCCGACGUUUCGCAACCAGUACGCCGAAUUUUGGAAGGCGCUCAUGACGUUUGACAAUGCGACGAUUGAGCGGGUGACGUCGCAGUGGGGCAUCAAGAGCGCAGACUUUUUUGCCAGUGCGACGCUGAUGCGACCGUACGAGGGCGGCAGCCAGUCGACGCGCGAGGCGCUGCUCAGCAAGGACAUGGAGGGCAAGACGGCGGCGGAGCGGCACCACGCGAUGGAGCAAAAGAUGAAGCAAGGGCUGCGGGACAUGCUCGCGGACGAGGAAAAGUGGCCCAAGGAGCUGCUGUUUAUCGGACGCAACAUGCGCAUCGUGCAGUCGAAUAACCAGUACAUGGGGUCGCCGGUGAACCGCAUCAAGAUGAUGGGCGAGUGGGCGAGCAGGAGCCUGUUCCGGGACACGAGCCUGGGGUGGCGGGCGCGUGUGCGCAACGCCUGGCGGCACGUCCUGUUCAAGGUGGUCAUGACGGCGUCGGACGUGGCCUUUUACGUGUUCAAGGUGCGGCAGUGGCUGGGGCUCGGGGGCAACAUGGAGGACGUCAUGGAGCAGCGGAUGAAGGACAUGGCGCAGGACAUGGGGAUUGAACUGCAAAACGACGUCUUUAGCGGCUAG
This is a messenger RNA of Beauveria bassiana ARSEF 2860, 1989 nucleotides long. Its product is annotated as ABC1 family protein. NCBI's taxonomy places the organism in Eukaryota, Fungi, Ascomycota, Sordariomycetes, Hypocreales, Cordycipitaceae. The transcript has 2 exons. The record is from RefSeq and is a predicted model, not a curated record. The coding region runs from base 1 to 1989 and encodes 662 amino acids.